CAAAUGGGGUCCCACAGCUGUUAUAACACAUCUCCUAAUGGGCCCCCACACACAGCCGCAACUCUUGGCCCCACGCACACAACCCAACCCCCCCACCUUCAUCUUCUUCCUCCUUCCUCCAUCCUCCUCCUUUCUCCGCCGUAACCAAAAAAUUUCCAGGUUCAGUUAAAAAAAAACUCUCAUUAUCAUUAAUGGUUACCGAACCCUAAAACCUCCUCCUCCUCCUCCUUCUUUCCUCAAUUUCUCUAUUCAAUCUCUUUUCAAUUCCUUUCUCUAAUGGAUAACUAUUCCUACUCCUCCUAUCCCGAUUCUCGCGACUCCUCUCCUCGUUCCUGCGAAAACCCUUCUUGGGACGACCCCUCUACCAAUCUCAACCCCACCCACCACAGCUACAAAGUCAAAUUCAUGUGUAGCUAUGGCGGCAAGAUACAACCCAGAGCUCACGACAAUCAACUUACUUACACCGGCGGCGACACCAAGAUUCUCGCCGUCGAUCGUACUAUCACUUUCUCUGCUCUUUCUUCCAGGUUAUCUUCUCUCUGCUGCGACGUUACUGUUUGUUUUAAGUACCAACUUCCUGGCGAAGAUCUCGAUGCUUUGAUAUCUGUUACCAACGACGAAGAUCUUGAGCACAUGAUGUUGGAGUAUGACCGGUUGUAUCGUGUCUCGAAGCCUGCGAGGUUACGGCUUUUUCUCUUUCCUUUAAACCCACCUGUUGUCCCGACGAUUCUUGCCUCCCAGGACCCCAAAUCGGACAGGCAAUGGUUCGUCGAUGCGUUGAAUUCUGUGCGGAUUCAGCCUCUGGAAGAUUCUUCCUCCCCGCCUGUUGAUCCUCCUGGAUCUGCCUCGAAUCCUGAUUUCUUGUUUGGAUUUGAUAAAGGUUACCAUCCAACUCCGGUUCCAGGUUCUAACUUGACGGAUUUACCCACCUCGAACACCGCUGUGAAGGACGUUUCCGCUGGGUCUGAUUGUGGAUCUGAAGAUCGUCAUUUAGUCGGAGAACCUGCUGUUUCUCCGUCGGAGUUUCAAAAGCAGAUUCUGGACUUGCAGAGAUUGCAAGUGACGAAUGAGAGAAGCAGCGAUGAGACCAACUCAAAAACUUCUGCUAGCGAUUCUCACCCACCAAAAAUUGCAGAGAAAAUCGCUCCACCACCGGCGGCAGUUCCUCUGCCUGUACCAUUAGCAGUCCCCACGGCAUACUUCCCCGACAGGCAGAUGAUCUCCAGUGGUUAUACAGUAGCUGCUUCAGCCAAUGCUCCGGCCACCGACCAGUCAAUAUAUCUAAUUCCGACUGCCGCGGGUUUAUUUCAAGCUCAAACGCUUAGACCCAUCAGCGGACCAGUUGGGCACCAGCCUUAUUACGGAAUGCCAACAUACCGUGAAGCCCAGGUUCAUAGUUCGGUGGCACAACCAAAUGUCGGAGUUUACACUUCAGAGGGGAUUCAAAUGAUGCAGCCCAAGAUUACCGUAAACGAGGCCGGCUACACUCAGGUUGCAUAUGAUCACAACACCGGCCGACAAGUUUACUUCACCACCGCGCCACCGUAUCAGACCAUGGCUCCGGUGGCGGUUGAUCACGGGAGACCUAGUGUCGGUGGUGGUGGUGGUGUAAGCUCCUAUAAUCCGGAUGGUAACGUGAUUAACACCUCCAAAGCCUCUGGUUUAUGAUCACAGAAAUAAAAAACGUGGAUAUGAUGUGAUUAAUUCAAUUUUAUCAUUGUCAUUAGUUUAAUAAAUGUAGUUGUUGGUUGAUAAUCUAGGUGUUGAUGAAUUUGUAUCGUCAUUGUUUGGUGUCUAUAUUGAAAUGAGAUUGAAGGUAUUUGUUUA
Cucumis melo (muskmelon) is the source of this 1827-nucleotide messenger RNA. RefSeq lists its product as uncharacterized. NCBI's taxonomy places the organism in Eukaryota, Viridiplantae, Streptophyta, Magnoliopsida, Cucurbitales, Cucurbitaceae. The record is from RefSeq and is a predicted model, not a curated record. Gene Ontology annotation, molecular function: protein binding. Bases 277 to 1668 code for a protein of 463 amino acids. The transcript has a single exon.